Molecule: messenger RNA, 612 nt
Organism: Clarias gariepinus (North African catfish)
Lineage: Eukaryota; Metazoa; Chordata; Actinopteri; Siluriformes; Clariidae
Product: C-type lectin domain family 4 member E-like
Exons: 5
Coding region: 1-612 (203 amino acids)
Source: RefSeq, a predicted model, not a curated record
AUGAUCUGGAUAAUCCAGAGGACUCUUCGGAGCAAGCACCGAGGAGACACUGCAUGUAGCAAGUGUUACAGACUGACUGCAGUGUGUGUGGUGCUGCUGUGUGUUCUCCUGCUGACUGCCGUCACAGUGCUGUGGAUCAAAUACAACAUCCUGUAUGCAAAAAACAGCCAGCUACAGACCAUUUACAACAACUUGAUUAUAGAGAGAGACCAGUUACAGAGGGAGAGAGAUGGAUGGAGGUGUUUCAGCUCCAGUCUUUAUUUCAUGUCUAAUGAAUACAAGAGCUGGACUGAGAGCAGAGAGGACUGCAAAGAGAGAGGAGCAGACCUGGUGAUCAUAAACAGCACAGAGGAACAGCAGUUUAUCAAUACACUGGUGAGCAGCAGAAGAGCUUGGAUUGGUUUGAGUGACAGAGACACAGAGAACAAGUGGAAGUGGGUGGACGAUACACCACUGAUCACUGGCUUUUGGGGAUAUACAGAACCCGACAGUGCUGCAAUAGAUAAGAACUGUGUUAUAAUUGGUGAUACGCCUGAUCCUAUGAGAAACUGGGCUAAUUAUCCCUGUAAUAAUGAGUUUAUUUGGAUCUGUGAAAAGACAAUCUUUAACUGA